GAAUUAUUUCUCAUAUCACAACGACGAUUUAUUCUUUAACCUCGUAAUAUAUUGAUAACGUGAAAAUAAUAAUGAAUCCGAACAUGAUAGUUUCAGUUGCGAAUAAAAUUGGAAUUUUUGUUGACUAAAUUAUAAUUAUCUUGGUUUUUUUGGUGGUUGGUGUUGAAUAUUGCUUGAAUAGAAUGACAAACUUGGCCGUUCUAUUUCUCCUUUGCAUCAUAUUGACCACUCAUGCUGCUGAAUUCAACAAAUCCUGCCCAACUCUUAGCAUUACCCAUAAGAAGUUCAAGGAAGAGGAAAUAUUGGAUGUCUAUCAAUAUGGGCAAAACAUCUACAUCGAGAACUGUUCUGGAGUUGUUCACGAAGAGACCUUCCUCGACAUCCCUAGGAUCCUCAGAUUUAUGAUGUACAACAGUAGAUUCACUUCUUUCGAUUGGACGUCGCUUUUCCGGAUGUCGUACCUGGAGUCUAUUGACAUCCUGGACGUAAGAGGUCUUCCGGUCCUGACCAACAAUAUUAUGUUGGGAUUCAAGAGUCUAAAAUCAUUUUCCAUUUACGAUACCGACGUUACAUUUCAACAUGAUGCUUUCCAGAGGAUGAAGCAGUUGGAGUAUCUGUCUAUAUCUAAGGUGGAUGUUACAAUUUUGGGUAACGGAGUUUUUAACGGAUCCAGACUGAAGGAACUCUACUGGACCGACUCUGGUAUAAUCAAGAUUGAUAAGAACUGUUUUACACCCCUCAAAAAUAUCCAGAUCAUCAAUUUGAGUGGUAAUAAGAUAGAAUACCUAGAACCUGAAACAUUCUCUGGCUUGAAGAAUCUGGAGAGACUUUAUCUGAACAGGAACAAUUUAGCGACUAUUCAAUUUAGGCACUUCGCUACUCUGCACAGUCUGACAUAUCUCGAUGUCUCCAAAAAUAAGAUACCAAUCGUAGACGUAGAGGAAGUUUGGAGGAAUAUACCAAGUCUUCGGAAGAUUAUUUUGGACAGAAGAAGCCUGCCUGAAGGGUCGAGGAAGAAUUCGUUGGACAGACUGGAUAUUAUGUUGGUCUAAGAAGUUUAACGAGAUUAGCUUAUCGUCAUAUUUAAGACAGAACAUACCGGUUAUUAAAAUUAUUUCCUAACAAGUGUGGAAAGUGGUACUUUCCUGCACGAAACUGCCAUGUUAGUUCAGCGAAACGGAGUUCAUUCCGGGAAAUACAUUUUCCGCAAGAUUAAGGAACCACAUUUUUUCUACAAGCGCAGAAAUAAAUUGAAUUUGAUUUAAUUAUCUAAUUAUCAUAUACAUAUACAUAUACAAACGUAAUUCUACAUGUUGUUGCUAUUGUUAUUAGCGUUAAUUGGACAUUCGAUGCAUACAAAUUAUAUGACAGAAUUUAAUUUAUUUUUCAAUAUCUUUUCGCGGGAAUAACCCCUGUUAUUUCUUCUUCAACCAAGUCACCUAGUCCUAGGAUAUUAUUUUAGAUAUUUUGCUCGAAUUCUCUGUUACUUAUCCCGAUAAUGUGAUAAUUUUUUUCCGAACCCUGUGGAAAAUUUAAUCUUUGCGACUUAAAAUGCAUGUGGGAAAAAGUUUGAAUUUUUAUUCAUUUUAUGGAUAUAAUUUCUGAAUAUAAAUUCAGGACGUUAAUAUCCCCUCAGGAAUGAUUUUUGGAUAGGAUUAUUUGAUUUUGUCCUUGAAAGAGUCGAACCAAUUAUUUCAAGAGCAUGGAAGCAUAGUUCAUUUGUUAGUUUUUCUAUAUUGGUUUGAUAUAUAACUGAUUAACCCGUUUUACAUAGAGCAAAAAAAGUUUAAAUAAUGAUUUAUUAUUUGCCGAUGCUGGCUAGCAUCUCGCGGUUGCGUCAUCAACUUUUUUUUUAAAUGUAACGAAAUGUCGUUUUAAUUUUCUUCUUGUAAGUCUUUGUUUGAUUUCUUUGUUGUUUCUGAUUUUAAUAAAAAUGAUUGUUUUUU
This is a messenger RNA of Harmonia axyridis, 1946 nucleotides long. RefSeq names its product leucine-rich repeat transmembrane neuronal protein 1-like. Gene Ontology annotation, biological process: cell surface receptor signaling pathway. Gene Ontology annotation, cellular component: plasma membrane. NCBI's taxonomy places the organism in Eukaryota, Metazoa, Arthropoda, Insecta, Coleoptera, Coccinellidae. Bases 183 to 1052 code for a protein of 289 amino acids. The transcript is spliced from 3 exons. The record is from RefSeq and is a predicted model, not a curated record. Gene Ontology annotation, molecular function: protein binding.